AUGCCUUUUAAGCAGGUAACUCAAUCUGGUGGAAUCGUUAAGCGCGGCCGAGGCCGUCUAAGAGCUUUGAAGUGCAUCAAGUGUAUUAAUAAUAGGAUCACAUCGAGGUCUAAUAGAGACUGCUAUAAUUGCGACACGAGCGUCAUACGCUGUCUCCGGUGUGCUAGAGGUAGCUAUAGCAAUUGCACCGCUGCUUCUACCGCUGCUAACACCGCUUUCGAUAACUUCGUAAGCGUUAAGGAUAAUAGUGCUACACAAAAAGUUCGCCAAGGUGCUGCUAAUAGUCCGGGCGGUCUAGCGAAUAAAAGUAAGGGUUUUGAAAGUAGUCCCGGUAGCUUUGCAGGUUUUGCUCUUGCUUUUAAGACUUUUAAUUUGAAUAUAGCCUUUGUUAGAUUAAAUAGUCUUGUAGCAGCAAAUCGUAGUCCGGUGACGCAGAGCGCUUCGAGCAUGUCACCCUUUCCUCUUGCGCUUGCCGCCCUUAUUGCUCUCGUCGCUUUCGUUGCUCUCGUCGCCCCCGCAGCUCCUUUCGCUCCCGUCGCACUUAUUGUCGUCGUCCCUUUUGCGCUAGUCGUUGCGCUUGCCGCUCUCGCGGCGGCGCCCGCCGUUGCUAUAACUCUUGCGAAGCGCCGGGCUAAAAUGAAAAGAUUGCUAAAAGCUCUAAUCGAUCUUUUAUUAUAA
Molecule: messenger RNA, 678 nt
Organism: Drepanopeziza brunnea f. sp. 'multigermtubi' MB_m1
Lineage: Eukaryota; Fungi; Ascomycota; Leotiomycetes; Helotiales; Drepanopezizaceae
Source: RefSeq, a predicted model, not a curated record